Molecule: messenger RNA, 2853 nt
Organism: Silurus meridionalis
Lineage: Eukaryota; Metazoa; Chordata; Actinopteri; Siluriformes; Siluridae
Gene: sf3b2
Product: splicing factor 3b, subunit 2
Biological process (GO): mRNA splicing, via spliceosome
Cellular component (GO): nucleus; U2-type spliceosomal complex; U2 snRNP
Source: RefSeq, a predicted model, not a curated record
CACGUUGGUUGGACGUAUGCGGAAGUUCCCAUGAUUCCCUGCGACAGAUUUGUGUGUGUAUCGUGUGUGUGUGUGAGGAGGAGAACUAAGUAAAGAUGGCGGCUGAUGGAGUCCCGGGCACGGAGUGUAACCCGGACUUAAACUCAUGGAGCGUCCCGGAGCUGCAGGCCAAGCUGGCGGAGAUCGGAGCUCCGGUUAUGGGCCCCAGAGAGGAGUUAAUGGACAGACUGAAGUCCUACAUGAUGCAGACGGGUGUGAUGUUCACUAAACCCAACUUGAUGGGUGGAGAUGACAAGACCAUGACCACGAUACCAGGUCUGCCUCCGAUGCCCCCGAUGCCUUCCAUGCCGCUGCCUCCGGGCAUGGGCGUGCUGCAGGCAAUGGGCAUGAUGGGAGGUCCACCUCCACCUGCUAUACGCAUGAGCAUGGAGCCGCCGGGUGUCUCCUCCGGCAUGGUGCAGGACGACUCACAGAAGAUGUCUCAGAGGAGCAGUCAGGGGGAUUCCCGAGUGAUUGAGGAGCAGCUAAAGGAACAGGAGCUUCUUGAGCAGCAGAAGAGAGCUGCACAGCUGCUGGAGCACGAGAGGCAGCAAGAGCUGGUUAAGCUGCAGCAGACGGGACCACCGGGAACACGGGCUCCAGAACCAGGACCUGCACCCAACCGGUUACCCCCCAUUCCUCCACUUCGAGUGGCCAUGACAACCAGUGGUCCACCACCUCCAGGAGUUUCCAUGCUAUCACAGAGCAGUCAGAGGCAGAGAGUACCACCUCCACCUGGCGAGGACUCGAGAGAGGUGUGGCAGAGUGACGACAUGGGAAUCGGGCCGAAGAUUCCUCAGGCUCUGGAGAAGAUCCUGCAGCUGAAGGAGAUCAGACAGGAGCAGCUCAUCGCUGCCCCUACAGGAGAGGAUGAUGAUGACACAGCCGACACGGACAUGAACAGCUCUCGUCCAUAUUCAGAUGAUGAAGAGGAAAGCGCUCUCUCGAAAAAGGAUAAAAGCCGCAAACGCCGAAACCGCAAGAAGAAGAAGAAGAAAAAUCAAGAGAAGAGCGAGCAAGUGGAGGGGAGAAAGAGCGAGACUGAGAAGGACAAAAAGAAAGAGCCUGAAGUGGAGAUCGAGUAUGUGACUGAGGAGCCUGAGAUCUAUGACCCCAACUACAUCUUCUUCAAGAGGAUCUUUGAAGCGUUUAAGUUGACUGAUGACGUGAAGAAAGAGAAGGAGAAGGAGCCGGAGAAGACAGAGAAGCCGGAAAUCACCUCGUAUAAGAAGAAAUUCUUAGAGGAAAAGAAAGACAGCGACGACAGUGACGAGGAAAUGAAACCAGAUGUGCCAAACUCCAAAAAGAAGCUGAGAAGGAUGAACAGGCUGACUGUCGCCGAGCUCAAACAGCUGGUGGCGCGUCCAGACGUGGUGGAGAUGCACGACGUGACGGCUCACGAGCCCAAGCUGCUGGUGCACCUGAAGGCCACGAGAAACACCAUACCAGUGCCUCGCCACUGGUGCUUCAAGAGGAAGUACCUGCAGGGGAAGAGGGGUAUCGAGAAACCACCCUUCGAGCUGCCCGAGUUCAUCAAACGCACCGGCAUCCAGGAGAUGAGAGAAGCUUUACAGGAGAAGGAGGAUGCUAAAACCAUGAAGACCAAAAUGCGAGAGAAAGUCCGCCCGAAAAUGGGAAAGAUCGACAUCGACUACCAGAAGCUCCACGACGCCUUUUUCAAAUGGCAGAUCAAACCGAAGCUCACCAUCCAUGGAGAUCUGUACUACGAGGGGAAGGAGUUCGAGACCCGGCUGAAAGAGAAGAAGCCUGGAGAUCUGUCUGAUGAGCUGAGGAUCGCUCUGGGCAUGCCCACUGGCCCCAACUCCCAUAAGGUUCCUCCUCCGUGGCUUAUUGCCAUGCAGAGGUACGGUCCUCCCCCCUCGUACCCCAACCUCAAGAUCCCCGGCCUCAACGCCCCCAUUCCGGAGAACUGCUCGUUUGGAUAUCAUGCUGGAGGAUGGGGUAAACCUCCCGUAGACGAAACGGGAAAACCUCUCUACGGCGACGUGUUCGGAACCAACGCCAUCGACUUCCAGGCCAAGGCAGAGGAGGAGGAAGUGGACCGUACCACAUGGGGUGAACUCGAACCAUCAGAUGAAGAGUCUUCAGAAGAAGAGGAAGAGGAGGAGAGCGACGAGGACAAACCAGACGAGUCUGGUUUCUUCACUCCAGCCGACAGCGGCUUAAUCACUCCCGGUGGCUUCUCCUCCGUUCCUGCUGGCAUGGAGACGCCAGAAUUAAUUGAGCUCAGGAAGAAGAAGAUUGAAGAGGCCAUGGACGGAAACGAAACUCCUCAGCUGUACACUGUGCUGCCCGAGAGGAGAACCGGCCCUGUGGGAGCAGCCAUGAUGGCCUCCACACACAUCUACGACAUGUCCGCGGCCGGAGCUGCUCGGAAGGCGGCCGGCGUGACCGGGUUGGGCGGAGACUCCCAGGGCGUGGAGGUGGCUCUGGCCCCGGAGGAGCUGGAGCUGGACCCGAUGGCCAUGACGCAGAAGUACGAGGAGCAUGUGCGCGAGCAGCAGGCUCAGGUGGAGAAGGAGGACUUCAGCGACAUGGUGGCCGAACACGCCGCCAAACAGAAGCAAAAGAAGAGGAAAGGCCAGCCGCAGGACACCCGCGCCGGAGCCAAGAAAUACAAAGAGUUCAAGUUUUAAAAAGAAGACGAGCGAGAGAUCGAGGAUAAUCCUACCCUCUCUUUUUCAUUUUAGACUCGGCGCUGUAGAAAUAAAGGCGUCCACGUGUAAGCUGAUGAAACCUUUUUUUUCCCCCAUGUUUCACUGUGUUUUGUAAAUAAAAUAUAAACCCAUGCCA